Messenger RNA from Aplosporella prunicola CBS 121167, 342 nucleotides. RefSeq lists its product as uncharacterized. NCBI's taxonomy places the organism in Eukaryota, Fungi, Ascomycota, Dothideomycetes, Botryosphaeriales, Aplosporellaceae. The transcript is spliced from 2 exons. Bases 1 to 342 code for a protein of 113 amino acids. The record is from RefSeq and is a predicted model, not a curated record.
AUGUUCUGUUCUCGACCCGUCAAGCCGCCCUUGCCAAAACGCACAUCUCUCUCGCUCGCUCUCUCUCGCUCGCUCUCUCUUUCUCUCUUGGAGAAAACAGCAGACGAUGACGACGACCACGACCACGACGAAGAAGAAAAGAAGAAAAAAGAAACAGAGAAAAACGUCAUACUAACUAGGUACCCCUUAAAGAACCCUCAAAAGCAAAAGCAACAAGCACAAGCAAGCAAGAGCAAGCCAUGUAAGAACGCUGCACGCCCCAUCCCAAGCCAGGCAGGCAUAGCACACAAAGGAAACCCCAAAGAGCAGAUCGGACCCAAGCACAAAAGUGAAAAAAGGUAG